Molecule: messenger RNA, 699 nt
Organism: Rotaria sp. Silwood1
Lineage: Eukaryota; Metazoa; Rotifera; Eurotatoria; Philodinida; Philodinidae
Source: the annotation of a GenBank genome assembly
AUGUCUAAUGAAAAUACAGAUUUCGAUACAUAUGAAAGUAAUGAAUAUCAGAAAUUACUUCCAAUAAAUUCUCUUGAUACUUCACAUAAUUACAUUAAUAAACAGAAUAGAAUCGAACAAAAUUUCUCAAUUCAAUCUGAAGAAUCAUUAUCGUCUUCCAUCUAUCCGAAAGAAUUUAAAAAUAAUACAAAUCUAACGAUAAACUCUCCUGAACUUUCUAUACUUGAUCCUAAAAUCUCUACACAAAAUUUAACUAGAUCAGAUGUUCGAAUUUCACAAACAUCAAAUCAAUUAUCUUCAUCAUCAAAUGUAAAUAGUAUUGAAACAACAAAAAGUGAAUUAAUUCAACGUAUUCUUGAUUCAUUUAAACCUCCAAUAAAUUUAAAAUGUUCGUCGAAUAGUACAUCCAAUACAUCUCUAUCAUCUAUUGAUAAAACAAUAGUUUCAUGUCAAUCAUUAAAUCUUUCAAAUCAAAUUUAUAUACAUUUUAAAGAUAAAAAUGAAUUAGGUAUAAAACCACAUAUUAAUGAUUUACUUGAAAAAAUAGAUUAUAUGAAUACAUGUUCAUGUCAUCGAAUUGAAAUUAAUUUUAAUAAUCAUAUACUUAAUCAAGAAUUAUCUUAUAAACAAAAACAAUCAAUAUUACGCAUCAUUUUACGUCGAGAAAAAAUUUUUAAUCAAUAUUUCUCUCAAACAUAA